CUUUCCGUCUGUCUCUGUCUCCGUGUGUCUGUCUCUCUGUCUGUCUUCACUGAACGGCAACACAAGCGUCAGCGUCGGUGAAAGCCUGCAGCUCAUCGCCCGGAGCCGCGCACUUUCUCUCCCGCAGUUGUUCCAGGCGCUGACUCAGAUUCUUCUCCGAUCAACAGUAGACUGGAACUCGCCUUCAAACCCUUAAAGCUACCAUAAGAAGACCCACAGUGGGCCUGCAGUCAACUGAACCACUACUACAAACCCUCACCUCACCUAACUUCAGUUCACUCAAGAGGACAAUGGAGAACUGACCCGAGGACCAGCAGGCAACAGAAAGCAGCUCCUCCCUCCCCCCCCUUCACGAGCAGCCAUGGCGGGGUUCAAACGUCAUCAUGACGGGAAGAUUGCUGGGCUGUAUGACCUGGACAAGACUCUUGGCCGCGGCCAUUUUGCCGUGGUGAAACUGGCGCGACAUGUAUUCACUGGUGAAAAGGUUGCGGUAAAGGUGAUAGAUAAGACGAAGCUGGACCCAGUGGCUCGGGGUCACCUUUUCCAGGAGGUGCGGUGUAUGAAAAUGGUGCAACACCCCAACGUAGUGCGUCUGUACGAGGUCAUUGACACGGCCACUAAGCUCUACCUCAUCCUGGAGCUGGGAGACGGAGGAGACAUGUACGACUGCAUCAUGAAGCACGACGGAGGACUCAGUGAAGAGGUUGCCAAGUGUUACUUUGCCCAAAUUGUCCACGCCAUCUCCUACUGUCACCGGCUCCAUGUCGUACACAGGGACCUGAAGCCAGAGAACGUGGUGUUUUUCGAGAAGCAGGGUGUUGUCAAGCUCACCGACUUCGGCUUUAGCAACCGGUUUCAGCCCGGGAAAACACUCAACACCUCCUGUGGCUCGCUGGCCUACUCUGCUCCUGAAAUACUGCUGGGCGACGAGUAUGACGCUCCUGCAGUAGAUAUAUGGAGUCUGGGGGUGAUCCUGUUCAUGCUGGUCUGUGGUCAGCCGCCGUUCCAGGAGGCCAACGACAGCGAGACGCUCACCAUGAUCAUGGACUGUAAAUACACGGUGCCUCCACACAUCUCCACCGCGUGCAGAGAUCUCAUAGGCCAUAUGCUGCAGAGGGACCCCACGGGACGAGCGACGCUCGAGCAGAUCCAGGCCCACGAGUGGCUCCAAGGCGUCGACCCCUCCCCGGCCACCAAGCUGUCCACUCCCCUGGUGUCGCACCGCAGCCUGUCGGAGGAGGAGCACGGCUCCAUCAUUCAGCGCAUGGUGCUGGGUGCCAUCGCAGACAGAGACACCAUCACUGAGGCUCUGGAGUCAAAUCAGUACAACCACAUCACAGCGACUUACUUUCUGCUGGCUGAGAGGAUGCUGAGGGACCGGCAAGAGAAGGAGCUACACAGCCAGACGCGAUCACCCAGCCCCAGCAAGGCCCAGUUCAGACAGUCCUGGCCCACUAGAGUGGACGUUCACCAGGAUGUCAAUGACGGUUUGGGGGGUCCUUCCAUGUCCCACCCGGGGGGGCCACAGUCCCCUGCCCGUAGUGCCGAGAGCCUCCACAAAGGCCCCAGGCCCAAAACUGCUCUGCUGGACAUCAGCCAGCGGCAGGAGAGCCGCACUAAAUCAUCCAGCCAAGAGAGGGGGCUGCGGCCUCUGCCAAAGCCCCACUCCAACCCUAACAGACUGGGCUCUCUGGUCUCAGGGGGCCCUGGUAAAACACGCAGUCCCAGUCUCUUCAGUGUGGAAGAGGAUGAGGAGGAGGACGGGGAGGAAGACAAAUUCUCCUCCGCUCUGCCACAGGUGGUGCUUCGGAGCAAAACCUUGUCCUCCGGUAACCGGCUGUCCUCUCGUAUGAGCGCUCCAGUCCUGAACCAGAUACACGAGGAGAUUAAAGAGGAGGACGAGGACGAGGAGGAGGAGGGAAGUAAGCUGCACGGACUCGGUCGGCCCAAACCCAGCCUCAGCCUCAGUCUGAACUCUCAGAUAUCCUCGUCUUCAUCACUCGCACCUUCACCGAGCGCCGUCAAGGCGCCGGUGGCUACUUUCACCCCGAGCUCGGAGACGAGCGAUGACGACGCGGAGAGUCACCGCAAAGUGGACAAAGCAUCUGUGGCUGGGAAAAGGGAGGAGAGAGGAGGGAGGAAAGGGGGUAGAGAGAAACGGGGGGCAGGGGAGGGAAGUCCCUCUAACGCUGCCAGUCCUGGAUCAGGUUCAGGCCAAGGCAAAGGCACAGCCAAAGCCCCCACUGGUCUGGUGGAGAGCCUGAAGCUCAUGAGCCUGUGCCUGAGCUCUCAGUUCCAUAACUUGACGGGCGGAGGAGGAGGAGGAGGAGGAGGAGGCGGCGGCAACGGCGGUGUAAAUGUCGGGGUAGACAACCAGGACCGUCCCAUGUGGAGGAUGUGCAUGGGCGGCUCCACCGGGAGCCUGGACAAGGUCUCGCUCCUGGGCGGACCCUCCCCCCGGGGGAACCUCUACCAGCAGCCGCCACUGGGCGACGUCCUGGUCGACCCGCUGCUGGACGGCCCCUGUUCGGGCUCGCUGAGGCUGGGGGAGCUGGACCUGGCCCGCGAGAACCACAGGAACAUGAAGAACCGCCUGAUGCAGAUGCCACUGAGCGACAAGACUCUGUCUGUCAACAUCCACCGGAGUCCCAAAGAGGGUCUGCUCUGCACCCCCACCCCGCACAGCUGCUGCCAGGUCAUCUAGAGCACAGCUGCUGCACCUCCACACUCCUCCACCUCCUCCACCUCCGUCCUGCCUUUGUUUUUGUUAUAUCAGCCUUGGCUCACGUUAUUUAUACAUUUAUCGCAGUUUCCUUUUUGUUCAACACUUGGACGAGUGGGAGACAAAAUGCAAACCUUGCACAUUUUAGAGACACAGAGAAAGUCUCCGUUGAGGAGACCGGGUGCCACGCCAAGUAUGUGAAGAAGCACUUUAACUCGAUGAAACGAGACACCGGCGAGGACGUUUGAACCUGCCGGUGUUGAGACAAGAGACGGACACUGAAGCAGCCGGUGCUCACACACUGCUGCGCUCAUAUAUACUGCACGGACAUGCGGACGUUCACCCCUUCAUCAUCAUCACUCCCAAUAAGCUGAUAUAAAGGAUGAGGAUGUUUUAGUAUCAUGUUACAUAUUUCGUGUACUUUAAACGCUGAUGAUUUUCCUUUUUUUUCUUCUUUUUUUUUUUAAAUAUAUAGUUUGUGAGA
Molecule: messenger RNA, 3206 nt
Organism: Solea senegalensis (Senegalese sole)
Lineage: Eukaryota; Metazoa; Chordata; Actinopteri; Pleuronectiformes; Soleidae
Product: SNF-related serine/threonine-protein kinase-like
Exons: 8
Coding region: 362-2704 (780 amino acids)
Biological process (GO): intracellular signal transduction; microtubule cytoskeleton organization; protein phosphorylation
Cellular component (GO): cytoplasm
Molecular function (GO): tau-protein kinase activity; ATP binding; protein serine/threonine kinase activity
Source: RefSeq, a predicted model, not a curated record